Dendroctonus ponderosae (mountain pine beetle) is the source of this 766-nucleotide messenger RNA. RefSeq names its product cytosolic 10-formyltetrahydrofolate dehydrogenase-like. The record is from RefSeq and is a predicted model, not a curated record. Gene Ontology annotation, molecular function: oxidoreductase activity; methionyl-tRNA formyltransferase activity. Gene Ontology annotation, cellular component: mitochondrion. Gene Ontology annotation, biological process: biosynthetic process; conversion of methionyl-tRNA to N-formyl-methionyl-tRNA. Lineage: Eukaryota; Metazoa; Arthropoda; Insecta; Coleoptera; Curculionidae.
GGAUCCGCCCUUGACUCAAUAUGGGUGCUAAUGAACUGUUGUUUAGGACAUUGAUUUGUGGUGACAAAAGGGCCGGCUUGUCCAUUUUUUGGGCUGACGAUGGGCUUGACACAGGGCCUAUCUUGUUGCAAGAAGAAUGCGAUGUUCUUGAAGAUGACACAGUGGAUACGCUAUACAAGAGAUUUCUCUAUCCUAUUGGGGUAUCAGCGGUAGCUCGAGCCGUUGACAUGGUAGCUGACGGAACUGCCCCGAAAGUGACCCAAAGCGAAAAAGGCGCCACUUACGACCCGAUGUUGAACAAGCCCGACUUGCAGAAGAUUAAUUUCGAAAAAACUGGUGUGGAGCUGCACAACUUUAUUAGGGGAAUGGACUCGGUUCCAGGGGCCAGUUGCCAACUGCGACUGCCCAACAACGAAGAGUUUCAAGAGGCGCUGCUGUUUGGGUCCAGUUUGUGGAAAGGGGCUGUACCAAUAGGAAGAGAAGUUGAAAUCCGGGGAACAACUGCAGGAAUUAUCCACGAUGGUGGUUUGCUCCUAUGUGGUUCUGAUGGAGACUACGUGAAUGUGAAGCGAGUUAAAGUGGCCGGCCGGAUAAAAAAUGCAUCAACCCUCGACCAACAAACCAAGCAACUCCAAUUGGAAUACACUGCCGAAGAAAAAGAACAGCUCGAAGAAGUCCGAGACAUUUGGGAGGCGAUCCUCAGUAUCGACAUCGAAGAUGAUACCGACUUCUUUGCUUCUGGGGCCGGCUCUAUGGAUGUCGUCAG